Adineta steineri is the source of this 1167-nucleotide messenger RNA. The record is from the annotation of a GenBank genome assembly. Lineage: Eukaryota; Metazoa; Rotifera; Eurotatoria; Adinetida; Adinetidae.
AUGGAUGAAAAUGAAUUGAUUUCUUUAUUUACUAAAGCAGAUUUAACUAGUGUGUUUCAUCAGUAUUGUCUUGAUGGGAACUAUAAUGAAGUUCAAGCUAUGAUAUCGAAAUUAACUUACGAAGAAUUAAAUCAAAUUGAACCUAAUGGAUAUACUGCUUUACAUGCAGCCGUACUUUGUAAUCAUUUGGAUAUCGUGAAACUAUUACUCAAUCAUGGAUGUUCUCAAACAAUACUGAAUCGAUAUGGAAGAACUGCUUAUCAAGACGCUCACACAGAUGAAAUGCGUAUUUUAUUUGUUCGCCCACGUUCACAAAGAUUUUUUGAUAAUAAUACUACAGAAUCAUUUAAAUUAUUUAUUGCUAAUGGAAAUAAUAUUGAUAUGAAAAAAGAUAUACCAGAUAGUUGGUUUAAAGGUUAUGUACGAGCUGAAGAUACACGUGAAUCUCAAUUUAUCUUAGCUCUUGGUCAAGCACCAUUUUUAAUAAGAAAAAUCUAUCAAAAUCGAAUUGAAUUCAUUAAUAUGCAGUCUCUAUAUAGUCUAAUUAUUGCAAAUGUUUCAAGAACACAUAAAGAAUAUGUAGAAGUCAAUAAUUUAUACCAGACAUUUGCAAAAAAAAGAAAUAUUGAUCAUCUAUUAAAAUUAUACACACUUGAAACAGAUAUAUAUAGCGCAUUGCAAACUCAACCUGACUCAUUUACUAUUCUAGUUUAUUUAUAUUUAACGGAAUUAAAAGAACGUGCAUAUCGGGGUCAUACUUAUCGUGGUGCAAAAAUGAAUCAGCCAGAUAUUGCAGCAUAUCGAUGGGCACUGUCUAAUCAAAAUUAUAUUCUUGAAACACGUUCUAUUCAAUCGAUGUCCAAGGAUGAAUCAGUGGCUCAAGAGUUUGCUGAAUUACAACCAGGUGAUAAACGUUAUUCUGUCAUAUUUGUUUAUGACUUUCCUGAACGUUGUAAGACGGCUAUUGAUUUAACGAAAAUUUCAAAUGAUCUACCGUUACUCUCACAUUAUGAAAAAGAACAAGAAGUUACUUUACUACCAUUUACAUUGUUCACUGUGUGUAAUAUAGAAACUGCUUCAACAACUAGUCAAUAUCGUAUAACACUCAGAAAUGUUCCUGUACCUAAACAAUCUGCUCUAAUGGCAUUCAAAAAUCUUCGUCAUUAA